AUGGCGAGCAUGCGGCCGCCGCAGCCGCAGGCCAUCGCCAAGGUCUCCAUCUCGGCGCUGGUGAUCUCCCUGCCCAUCAUCUACAUGUCGCUGCUGCGCGUGCCGCCGUCCGCGCUCGCAAGGGAUUCCACCUUCUGGUUCCUCAUGUCCCACUCUAUCAUCGCCAUCAUCGCCGCCGACUCCGGCGUGCUCUUCUUCAGCCCCGCCUCCCACCACCAGUACGACGACGACCACGACAACCUCCCCGACGUCGUCGUUCGCUGUGAUCAGCCGGUGGCGACCGUCCAAGGGGACUACUGUGACGCGACGUCGGUGCUGCUGAUGGCACCCCACGAGUCAACGGCACCGGUCGAUAUAUCCACUAGUGUCGUCGCAGGAGGCGGUGACCAGCCAUCAUGGACUGGCACGGAGGAGGAGGGGCAUGCGCUGGCUUUGACCAAAGGUGAAGGUGCCGCGAGCACGCCGAAAACUGACACGGACCAUACGUCGGUUCUUGAUAAGCGUGACGAAGAAGAAGAAGAAGCGCCCGAACCAGCUAGCACCAACAAGAGCGAUGCAACGAUGGCGGAAGGCGAUCAGUGGGCAACACCACAAGCUCAUAUUACAGUAACACCUGAUGAUCAAGAUGAGGACUCCGUCGAAAAGAUGAAGCUCCGGUGCUCGGCUACAGAGGAGACCGACAAGGUGCCGCCAUCAGAGGAGGAGCGCGAGUAUUGGCAGCUGAGCGACGAGGAGCUCAACCGGAAGGUUGAGGAGUUCAUCACGCGGUUCAACCGAGACAUGCUCGAGCAGGAAGCAGCAGUCUGCUGA
This is a messenger RNA of Triticum turgidum subsp. durum (durum wheat), 810 nucleotides long. NCBI's taxonomy places the organism in Eukaryota, Viridiplantae, Streptophyta, Magnoliopsida, Poales, Poaceae. The record is from the annotation of a GenBank genome assembly.